UGUAUUUUAACAUGUUGUAUCCUUCCUUGAGCCUUGAGGAGAGGCAGGAAAGAAAUCUCUUCAAAGAAACAAUGCCUUCAGGCUGAGCAGAAAAUUAGGUGGCUUUCCAGAUGUAUUUGGAUCUCAGAGAUAUAACCGGGGAUGCUGCUUCUAGUGCUCUCAGUAUCUUCCUCUGCUGUUUAAUCUCUGUUCCUUGGAGCAGAAGCAGCAAUAGCCAUCAUCACCAGACAAGCAGCUUCAGACUUCUGAAAGCAGUGGAAGAGUUUCCCCACUUCUCAUCCUCUUUCUCCAGUUAGCCAGUCAACACAGACAGCUUCCUUUGGCAGAAUACUUGCACUCAGGAUUAAAGUCUCAGUACCAUACCUCUGCGCAGCAUGGAAUCCACAUGCCGAAGAAGGUGGUCUCUUCAACUGGGCUGUCUACUGAUGGUGAAUUUAGUUUAUGGCAACCUAGACUAUCUGAAAGAAGCCCCUGCCAGCCUGGGAGAAAUUGAUAAUCAGUGCUGGGAAACCUCCUCUCAGAAGCUGGUGGAAAUGAAGAAACUUAGGGUAGCAGGCACAGUUGUUGCUCUCUGGGAAUUCAUGAUGUUCUUAAAAGAGUCCUCUAAGCCCAAGCAUAAUGAUGUCUUCAAUGAUUUAGCACAGGACUUCUGGGAUAUGUACAUAGACUGUGUGCUCUCCAGGACUCAUGGGAUGGGCAGGAGACAAUUACGAUCCUCAGACAACACUUUAACAAAUGCACAGAAAACUUCAGAAGGUGUCACAGAUUUCAACUUUAGGGAAAGGAAACAAAUGUACAGAAGACACCACAAGAAACUGAUGCCAAACUAGAGGAAGCCAGAUUGCUUUUCAAAAAGCAGACCAUUUACUAUAGAUGUUUCUGAGAAUUAUUUCUUGUGAUCCUUUUGAUUAGAUUAUAAUUUGAUAAGCAUGUACCAAACAAUCACUGCCAACAUGACCUCUUUUCUCAUCUGUUAGACGAUCCCACUGCAAAUGUUUUAUUUAUUUUGAGGAAAUUACCUGUGUUCUCUCAGGUAAAGCCCUGUCUUUAAGAUCAUUAUAAUACAUUUGUAAACUCCUCUUUUUUGGGUGGGAGAAUUCUCUCAUUUUAAAAAGUGCUAAAUUCGGUGGAAACUCAAUAUAUUUUUUAUACACUAUCAAAUUGCAGUGCAGUAACAACAAGUAUAUUUGUCUCAUAGAGGAGAUUUAAUUGUACAGAAAACAAGA
Sceloporus undulatus (fence lizard) is the source of this 1226-nucleotide messenger RNA. RefSeq names its product family with sequence similarity 237 member B (gene FAM237B). Lineage: Eukaryota; Metazoa; Chordata; Lepidosauria; Squamata; Phrynosomatidae. The transcript has 4 exons. The record is from RefSeq and is a predicted model, not a curated record. The coding region runs from base 375 to 830 and encodes 151 amino acids.